UACAAGGUAGGGGGUAUGACGCAACCGCUGGUAAGGACAAACAAACUAAACUCCUUCUGCUUGCCGCUGUAGCUUAUACUGUAUACUUCACAAGAUAUUUUAAUGACGCUGGUGUUAACAUUUAGUGCGUAUCUUAAAGAUAAGGACAGCUAUCAAGAGUAAAUAUAUUUCUUCUGAAGAACAUUUCGUCAAAGUGUGUGAUUGUUCCAAUACUUGUUCUAACAAGGGAAAUGUCGUAAAGUCGGCAUUGAUUGAGAGAUUACGGUGAACUUCAAAGAGAAAGUAAUUGUUUUAAAUAAAUGACCUUGGAAAGAUGUGAUUGGCUUAGAGAAAACAGCCGGUGACCAUUACACCCGGUAUAAACCUGGUAUAUCACUUGGAGACGGACUGACUUGUCAUGAAAACACCGGAUAUGUACCCCUUAUACUUCGUUGUGAUUUUUUUAACCUUUGCGUGGAGUCUACCAGAGAGAUGGGAAGCUGAGAACUGCCCGCAGGAAUGUACAUGCCUUUUGGAAGGCAUCCUCAGAACAGUAUACUGUGACAUAGAAAACACACAACAGCUUAGAGCUGUUCCAAGCAAUUUUCCAGCUGACGCACAGCGCAUUACAUUGAAAGGAAAUCGAAUUGCAAUCAUAUCUGCUGAAGCGUUUGAAAAUCUACGAGAUCUCCGAUAUCUCAAUAUAGCGUCAAAUGAACUGCAAAGUUUACCACAAAAUAUCUUUGUAGGUUUAACAAGCUUGGAAUCUUUAAACCUUUCUAGAAACAAAUUACGACGAUUACCUUCAGGCCUUUUGAAUGGACUAAAUUCUUUACGAGAAUUAUAUCUUGAUGGAAAUGUCUUAGAAAAUCUACCGAAAGAUUUUUUCAAAGGUUUGACAUCCCUGCGAAGAUUAUAUUUGGAUAGCAAUAAAUUAUACACUUUGUCACACAGGUUGUUUGGUCUUCGUGAUGAACAGUUCAACACUUCUUCCUCACCUAGCAAUAACUACACAUCAUUAGUUGAACUUUUGCUAGAUCACAACGGCAUCGCUCAAGUGAAGCACGAUUCAUUUAGCAAAAUGUCUGAUUUAGAACGAUUAAAAUUGAAUAACAAUAAUAUUACAACGCUACCAGAGGGGAUAUUUCGGGAUUUGAAGUCAUUGCGUCUCUUAUCAAUUUAUAAAAAUCCAUUUCAAUGCACGUGUUCUCUGAAGUGGUUAAAGCAUUGGAUUAUUCGCAAUACCAAAAAUGUGUUUAUAUUUAAUCGACAGUUGAUACAAUGUGACGGUCCAGCAAGAUUGCAUGGAAGAGGUUUACUAAAAGUUCGAGACAGCGAGUUUGGCUGUGAAAACGAGUGGACGGAGUGGAGUGACUGGAAUAAUUGUUCAGGAGCUUGCAAUCAUGGAAGACAAAGCAGAAUUAGAGAAUGUAAAACAGGAUUGUGCGAGGGCAGGCGCUUUGAGAGUAGGCGAUGCAGCCUGAACAGGUGUGGGCCAGAGUGGAGCCCAUGGAGUGUGUGGACACCAUGCAGUGCUUCGUGUUUCACGUUUGGGUUUCAAACACGCAGUCGUAGCACACAUUGCGGUAUUCAAACGCCGUGCCAACGACAGAUAGAAUCCGAAGUACGAACGUGUGCAAGGAGACCUUGUCUUUUAUAUACUGAAUGGACAUCUUGGUCCAAGUGUGACGCUUUGUGUGGCCAUGGAACAAGAGUACGUACAAGAGAAUGUACAGCUCCACAUUCUGGGCUGGUCUGUCCUGGAGCUAACAUUGAAACUCAAGAUUGUAAGAUUACAGAAUGCGCUGAAUGGACAGAAUGGGGUACAUGGUCAGUAUGUAGCAGGAACUGCUCAGGAGGGGAACAAACUCGUACAAGAGAUUGUGUUAAGGUACAUGGUUCCCAACAAGAAUGUCCUGGGAAUAAUACAGAGUUGAGAGAUUGCAAUACGAAGCCAUGUCCAGUGAAUGGAGGCUGGUCACCAUGGCAACCCUGGGGUAGCUGUAGCAAAACAUGUGGGUUUGGGUACAACACAAGACAAAGAAAAUGUUCCAACCCUACACCUCAACAUGGUGGGGCCGAAUGUCUAGGGCUCAAGAGUGAGGUGGAUAUUUGCAUCAGUAAAAUUUGUAAAGAUACAAACGAGUUUACACAAUGGUCAGAAUGGAGUCAAUGUUCUUCACAAUGUGGAGGAGGAUUUCAAUCUCGUCGUAGGUCAUGUAAAAGGCAAGAUCCCAAGACUGGUGUAGACAUGUGUUUGGGAAAUAAUAAAGAGUACAGGUACUGUGAAGGGGAGGAGUGUGAGGGUGGUUGGGGAGAGUGGACACCAUGGACUCGAUGCAUGGGAAAAUGUUACCAGGGAAAUAUGUUUCGUUGGAGAUUUUGUGGAGAUGAAAUUGGUCGAUCUGGUUAUAAAUGCAACAAUAAAACAUUUGAUAUCCAAAAUAGAACUUGCAGACCAUUAUCUUGUAAUGCUCAACCAAUAUGGUCUGGGUGGAGUGGUUGGUCUUCCUGUUCUCUUAGUUGUUCUGGAGGUGUGAAAAGACGUUGGCGGUAUUGUCUUACAAAAAUUCUUGGAAAACCAUGUCCUGGUAAUCUUGAAAGUAAAGCAGUUUGUAAUACAGAACCAUGUCCCAUAAAUGGUGGUUGGAGCUCUUGGAGCAACUGGAGUGAGUGUGACCAGCCAUGUGAUGGAGGGAUGAGGCAAAGAAACCGCUCAUGUACUGAACCAAAACCUCAAUACAAUGGACAAUCAUGUGUGGGAGAUACCACUAAUAUAGAAAUAUGUAAUAAACAUAGAUGCAUUGAUGAUAUCCAAAAUGAUAAAGGUAAACCACCUGAAGAAGUUAAGAGACCCAAGGGUCCUAUUAUAUUGGGGGAAUUUGCAAACUGUUCCAACCCAGAAAUGCCAAAGAAUGGUAAAUACACAAUCAAGAAACAAAGAGAUGCACACAAAUUUCUUCUGUACAAAUGUAAUGAUUACUAUCGAAAUCGCGCACACAGUACGAUACGAUUCUGUGGAGAUGAUGGUACCUGGUCUGGAGAGCCUGCUGAUUGUGUGCCUGAUUGUGGAGAGGUCAAAGAAAAUAAAACAAAAAGACGGAUGGUUGAGAAAGAGAAAAUCAUCAGAAGCCUGUCUGACUCAUGGCCAUGGCAGGUGGCUAUAUUUAAACCAAUGGAAGUAACAGUGAAGUGUGGGGGCUCAUUGAUUGGUGAUCAAUGGGUUUUGACAGCAGCCCAUUGUGUUCUUGAUCCAGAUACCAAAGAACAUUUUCAACGUAUGAAGGUAAAAUUGGGCACGUACAAUUCAGAACAUGACGAAAAUUCAAGAGGAGUACAAGAAAUUUAUGUGAAUAAAACAGUGCAUAACCAUCAUUAUAAUUGGAUUAAUCAUUCAUCUGAUAUUGCCAUAUUAAAGCUAGAAAAAAAGGUUUCCAUAACCAAGUAUGUGCAUCCAGUUUGUUUGCCAAAAACACGGAGGAGAAAACGUCUAACGCGCCCUCGUCAAACCGGCGUAUUUGUUGGGUGGGGAGGAAACCAAGACUCCAAUCUGCGACAAAUAACACUACCUGUUGUCGGACUAAAGGAAUGUAAAAAAGCAUAUCAAGAAAAUAGAUAUGCUGUAACAAAUAAAAUGCUUUGUGCUGGCUUUCAGAAAAGAGGACGUGGAUUUCAAGAAAAAGAUAGUGGAGGAGGCUUUGUUUUUCUUGAAGAAGGAAAACGAAAGAAUCGUUGGGUACUUGGUGGAAUUGCUAGCUGGCGACAUCCAAAAAGUAUAAAAUAUAGUGUUUUCACUGAUGUGACUAAACACAUAAAUUGGAUAGUGAACACAAUCUCAGAUUUAUCAUAACUUAAACUAUAUGUUCAUAAUUAAAAAGAUUCUAUAUUAAUAUAUAAUAUAAAAAUACUGAUGGCAAAAUUGGUUUUACAAUUAACUAUAGCAGACAUAAUCAGUCCUUACUGUAACAUUAUGUGGUUUACCCAGGACUUUGGACAAAAUUAAGCUGUAUAUAAUUUUGUACAAAACUCAUUUCUACGGUGUUUUCAGAAUAUAAAAGCAAUAUACUACAAAGCAUCUUAGAUGAAGAGAUAAGUAAAAUAUUUAUUAAAGCCUUUAAAAUAUUUAAGUUUGAAGGCGUUUUUUAAUGUGGAGUUUGUUUGGGGGAAAUAUAUGUGGGUUAU
Molecule: messenger RNA, 4161 nt
Organism: Dendronephthya gigantea
Lineage: Eukaryota; Metazoa; Cnidaria; Anthozoa; Malacalcyonacea; Nephtheidae
Exons: 3
Coding region: 398-3829 (1143 amino acids)
Biological process (GO): proteolysis
Molecular function (GO): serine-type endopeptidase activity; protein binding
Source: RefSeq, a predicted model, not a curated record